This is a messenger RNA of Tricharina praecox, 1056 nucleotides long. RefSeq lists its product as uncharacterized. Gene Ontology annotation, cellular component: ribonuclease MRP complex. Gene Ontology annotation, biological process: nuclear-transcribed mRNA catabolic process, RNase MRP-dependent; maturation of 5.8S rRNA from tricistronic rRNA transcript (SSU-rRNA, 5.8S rRNA, LSU-rRNA). Bases 70 to 873 code for a protein of 267 amino acids. Gene Ontology annotation, molecular function: rRNA primary transcript binding. Lineage: Eukaryota; Fungi; Ascomycota; Pezizomycetes; Pezizales; Pyronemataceae. The record is from RefSeq and is a predicted model, not a curated record. The transcript is spliced from 2 exons.
GUCCACACCCCACUACCGGGGCAUCAUUGCCAUCUCCCCCGAAGGCCUCACCGCCGCCAACAGGAAGAAAUGCCACCUCCAUCGCCGCUCACACCCGUCCAACUCCAGCUCCUCCGCGACGACAGCGACCUCCUGCACCUACUCACGCACCGCAACAAGAACCAGCACCGGCUGCUAAAAUGGUGGCAAUGGCUGAGCACGCUUCGGCGGCACCUUCGCAAACUCCUUGCCGAGCACGACGCGAUCACGGCCGCAAAGACUACGCCGAACCGGAAUUCCGCGCUGGCGAAGUUUAAAGACCGCCUAGGAUUUAUGCGGAAGGUGGUGGUGCCGAACGCGUACGACGCGUUCGGGAGUGUGGUGGGGAUGAAGAACUUUGCGACGUUGGGGUUGGUGCUCAUGGGCGUGUUGGCUAGGGUGAAAGAGGAGAAGGAGGCUAUGGCGAGGGUACUGGCGCUGGAGGAGGAGAAUGCGGCGGAUGAGUUGGGUGUGGUGAUCCCGCGAGAGGAGUAUGCCGGUGGAGACGAUGAUGGUGGGACAAUCAUCGACCGAGCGGAAUACGACAGGCUAGCGGCAUCUCGGGAGGGAAGUGAUAAUACAGGCAAAGAAUAUGGGGACAGGGAGAGAAAGAAAGCUCCCUCUGAAAUGAAGCCAGGAGAUGCAUCAACAAAAGGCCAAUCACUGCCAAUACGAACCCAGUCACAGGCGAAGGCAUCAGAGCUCUCAGCUCCGGCUGAGAGGGUCAAGAAGACGCCAAAGGAAAAUAAUAAAACUGCGGUCAAGCGGAAAUCGGACGCGACGGAACCAGAAAAGAAAAAGAAGAAGAAGAAGAAGGCUGAUGAUAUCGACGAUCUCUUCAGCGGUUUGUUCUAGGUUGCUAUGCAGCAUUCGGAAAGGAUGAUAUUCUCGCGAGACAUUCCCGGUUCCAAGCAUGGUUUAUCGGUGAUGUCUAAAGGUGUGUUUCUGUAUAUAUAUUAUGCCGUUCUGGGCAGUUUGGCCGCGAAGGCACCGGCUUGGUGUGGUGGAACUGGUGCCAAAUGGUGACUUGGAAUCUCU